Molecule: messenger RNA, 1926 nt
Organism: Saccoglossus kowalevskii
Lineage: Eukaryota; Metazoa; Hemichordata; Enteropneusta; Harrimaniidae
Source: RefSeq, a predicted model, not a curated record
AUGUCAGAGAUAUCAAGUACUGGUGACAAUAUGGAGAAAAGGUGCAUGACAAAAGUCACAGAAAAUGUUGGGAAUGCAUCACAGAUCUCAAUUAUAGGUAACAGAACAAAAAAUGCAACUGAGAAGAGAAAGGCAUACUUUAAGGAGGUGAGGCAAAGAAAACGUAAAGAGCUAUGUAAGCAGUUAAAUGGAAAGACAAAUCAAGUCUUACAAUUAAUGACAGAUGAAGCAGACUUGAACUCACUGGGAGAAGUGACUGGCAUGGAGAGAAUGGAAGAAUUCAAAGAAUUUGAUCAGUUGGUAAGCAAGUCCAUGAACCUUGACUUUCCAGAACGCAGUAUUGAUGAUAGACUGUUCUUGAAGAUGAAGAUAUGGAUAACUAUGUUUUUGGUAUAUUCCUUGUUUAUGGCUGUAAAGAAGAGUGAAACAUCCCUUGUCUCGAUGUAUGGCAAAAAGAUGCAACACAAUGACGACUCCAGAGCGGUGAUUACUGAGACGAUCGGCAUUCCGAGUCUCAAUGCUUUUAGUGUCUGUAUGUGGUUGAAAUGUGAAUUGUCUCGUCAGUGGAAUACAGUGUCAUAUGCAGUAUCCAUUAGAACUAAUGAAAUAUCUCUAAUUGGGAUGUCUGGUUCGAAAAUUAGGCCGUUCAUAAAGAAUAUAAAUCUGGGCGAUUACAACCACCAGUUCACUGAUGGUGAAUGGCAUCAUCUUUGUAUGACAUGGAGAGGUAGUGACGGUGAAUGGCAACUUAUACAAGACGCAGUUGUAAUCGCAUCUGACAAUGGAGUUGAAACUGGUGAAUAUAUUGCUGGCGGUGGUUCUUUUAUUAUUGGCCAAGAACAAGAUUCUGUUGGCGGUUCCUUUGAGGCAUACCAAUCGUUUGUAGGGGAAAUAUCAAAUUACAACAUAUGGAACUAUGCCCUUUCAUUGACUGCAAUCAAUGACGUAAUAGAUUGUGGUUAUGUGGAUGGUAAUGUGUUUUCUUGGUCCAUGGAUAUAUUAUCAGUAUAUGAAAUGGAACACAUUGGCAAUGAUGACUCAUCAUGUGCUAGAAUAUGUGAAACACCACCCCACGUGACACAUGCAGAAUUGUCCACGCCGUGUUCAAAUGAGCAGUAUUACGAUAGUCAGUGUACAUAUAUAUGUGAUUUGGGUUACGAGGCUGUGACGUCAUUGGUUACAAGAUGUGGAUAUAAUGGGCACUGGUCUGUCAGUACAAUCAUUUGUGUCAUUACCACAUGUGGAUUACCGCCAAGUGGAACAAAUACUGGAUUCCCAUCAUGUACAAAUCACAUGAGUUACGGUAGCCAAUGUACAUACAAAUGCAAUACUGGUUACUAUGCUGUGACGUCAUUGAUUACGACUUGUAACAGCGAGGGGAAAUGGAGUAUUGACAUUAUCCGAUGUAAUAUUAUAUCAUGCUAUGAUGCACCAUUAGUGGUAGCUGCUGAAUUAUCGUAUUGUACAAAUGGUGUGAAUUAUGGUAGUCAAUGUACAUACAGAUGUCAUGUUGGUUAUGAAGCUGUGACGUCAUUGGUGACUUCAUGCGAGAGCAAUAUGCAGUGGAAUACUACACGUAUCGUGUGUAACGAAAGCAUUUCUCCUAUGGUGACAAAUAAGUAUAAUGCUACACAACCACUGACAGACGCAUCUAAUGAUGGAAAUAUUUCUACAGGUGUUCUCGUAGCUGUGGCAUUGGUAUGCUUGGGUAUGGGUAUAUUAUUGGGUUUAUUAAUAGGUUAUUUAAAACUAAGGCAUUACACGAAAAAGACUCCAAAUGACACUUGUGACACAAACGUGACAAAGGAGAACAACUACACCACAUUAAAUUUGAAUGGAAUUGUACCAAAUGUUUAUGAAGUAAUACAGAAGCCCCCAAACUAUCAAAAUCCAGCACAACUACGAUCACACUCAGAAAAUAUUUAG